AUUCGAACAACGGCCUGGCCACCUCUUAGACUUCAUCAUUCACAGCUGCCAUAGCACGCGAGGGAUACGUUUUCGAGCACCGUGGUGCUUCGACACUCUCGUACAUCACUUUUACAUAUCACGGGCCACCAGGAGCUUCCUGCGACGCGCAUCAAAGAAGAGCAGAACUGUACACGUCCGCAUCUUGGCCCCCCAAGAUCCAGGUGCUGCAUUUCAAUUGCUGUUGACAGCCUCCAAAUUUGCAGCCGGGCGCGUCGUGCGACACACUGCGGCGAAAGAUGCGCGCGAACGAGAACACCGUUAUCGUGCACCCGGACGUCGUCUUGGUACCCUACAGGACAGAGCACAUCGCCAAGUACCACGAGUGGAUGACCAGCGCCGAGUUGCGCGAGCUUACGGCAAGCGAGCCGCUUACUCUGGACGAAGAAUAUGAGAUGCAACGCAAGUGGCAGACGGACGAAGACAAACUGACAUUCAUCGUCUUGGACGGCACGCGAUUGGUGUCGGCGGAGGGCACGACGAUCUCCCCAGAGAGCCUGCGCGGCCUCCCGAUGAUUGGCGACGUGAAUCUGUUUCUCAAGGGCACGCCCGACGAAGAAGAGUUCGAAGCCGAGGCGGAAAUUAUGGUUGCGGAACCCGCGUAUCGGAGACGCGGCAUUGCUUUCACCGCGCUGCAACUCAUGUUGUCUUACGCGACGGACCCGUUAUCACCAUCGCCGCUCCCCGUGCGUCCGGAGAAGCUCGUCGCCCGCAUUGGCGACAAGAAUGAGCCCAGCAUACGCCUCUUCGAGAAACUCGGCUUCUCCGUAACGAAGAUAGUCGCCGUGUUCGAGGAGGUAGAGCUGCGUUACACCGGAACCAAUGGCACGCCAUGGAUCGCAGGGACCAUCACGGAGUUGUCAAUGUGAAGUUGCCGCACGGGAACUGGCGGCGGCGUCACCAUCGAUCGGAUACCGGAUUGAGUUGUGGAUAUCCAAUGGUGUCUUCUUUUGGCGAAGCUGAGGCCAAGGUGCGGAUCGACAUAGGCGCGUGCCAUUGGCUCCCACCCCAGAGUCCCAUAGCUGGUGCCUAGCAUACCUACUGUGUUCAAGCUAGUUGCUUCCGCCUCUCACGCGAAAAUAGGUGGAGGGUUCUCGAGUGCAUGGCUCCACGAUCGUAUGCGUGUAGAGUCCCGGGGGAGGGCGUUGUUGUACCGUGUACGUACGCCCAUGCGCGGUUAGGGUUACGGCCUCCUGUAUUGAGCGCGGCACGCUGC
Trametes versicolor FP-101664 SS1 is the source of this 1255-nucleotide messenger RNA. RefSeq names its product acyl-CoA N-acyltransferase. The transcript is spliced from 10 exons. The record is from RefSeq and is a predicted model, not a curated record. Gene Ontology annotation, molecular function: N-acetyltransferase activity. Gene Ontology annotation, biological process: protein acetylation. Bases 279 to 908 code for a protein of 209 amino acids. NCBI's taxonomy places the organism in Eukaryota, Fungi, Basidiomycota, Agaricomycetes, Polyporales, Polyporaceae.